AUGGCUCUGGUUAAGAUCUUGGAAGGAUCGACUUAUUCCCAAGCUUCAAAGGCAGCCGAAAGUUCGCCCAGGUCAAUUCGAGCCGAUUUUCUUCGAUGGCAAAGUGGAGAUUCCAGAGCUUUGCUAGCUCAGGCUAUGGCCCAAAAACUCAAGAGACCUUACGAUGACAUGGUUUGGGAUCCUCAAUCGUUGGCGGAGUUGAUAGCAAGGAGGAUGACUCCUCCAGGCGACAAAAGAACUGCGGAGUAUCAGGAAGCGUUCAAAAGGUCCUUCUUGGUCCAUCAGACCUAUCUAGAAAACGUCAUGAAGCAGCAGAAAAUUGUGAAUUCGCUCAAGCCUCUCCAGGACGAAUGGACAAACAUUCAGACCUCUAUCACUCUACAUACAUUAGACAAUCUACGACCUCUCAACACAAUCGAACACCAAGCUAUGCAAGAGAUUAUCGAUGUCCUUGACAACUUUGAUCAUGAUGAGUUUCGCGCCAAGUUCACGCAAGAAUUUCAAGGAAUCAUGGGUCGCAUCGAAUCUAAGGCAAGGUUUAGAGGCGACGAAGAGCCUCCACCCCCGCCACCCCCGUUCGAAACUAGAAAGCAACGGGCUGAACGAAUCAAGAACGAAAUAGCAGAAAGGAAUAAACUCCACCCAAAAUGGGAACUGACUCACACAGACUUGAGGAGAUAUUUUCCCAACAUGGCGCAUACUCAGAGAACAGAUCGUUAUUAUAAACUUCUUGCAAAAGCACGCGCCAUCCAAAUGACGAGAGAUCCUUCGGAAGCAAUCCAUAUACCCCUUGGUGGUUUUUCGAGUGUAGAAGAAGUUAUCCGAACCUUGCCUAAGGAACUCGACUUGGUUGAAGAAAUUUACCGCUUCAUAGUCGUCACGGGUUUAGAAAACAUCCUGAAAGCCAUUCGGCCUCAAGUAACCAAUUUUGUUAAGACUCUGGUUGAAGACCGAUUGGCUGAUAUCUUCCCAACCCUGAAAGACAUUGAAAGUGUCUUUGAAUCGACUCUCAGAAGUACAGAAGAAGAGGAUCUUGUAUGGCGUGAAAGCCUGUUUACUCGCUUUUCUCCUGUCGAAAUGACUCCCGAAGCAGUAUACGAAAAGCUACUGCAAGUCCCGAACUCUCCAGCCCAAAUCCGCUACGUACUCAAUAACCCGUCUGGGCCCGCUACUUUCCUCUCGAAGGAAGACUUGGAUGCGCUCAAGGAAGCAGCAUCUACUCGUCGAACUUUCAAGGCUAAGUUGGCUGCAAUUGAGGAACGGAUUCCAGACGCGUUAGAAAACAAGCAGAAAACCUGGCACAAGAACUUGGUCAACCAUCCGUAUUUCAAAGAAUUCAAACAGGCGAAAUUGAGUCGGAUGCGCGCCGCGAUGGAAAACCUCAAGAAAGAAAGCUUCGGAAAGAGCUCGGUGAAUCUUCCGUUCAUAGAGGAAUUAUAUGAGAAAGGAGUGAUUGAUGCUUCGACCAGAGCGAAGUUAGAUGAGGCUGCGAAAGUAUCGAAAGAAGAACUGAAGAAAGCCUUAGGACCUGAAGCCGAAUUCAAGAAACUGUUGUUGGACAAGCAUGCCAAGGACCUAGUCCAACACUUCAUAGCCCCGGAAUCGCAGCAGAUGGAAGUGGUGUACAAAGCCACCGAAUCAUUGACCCACUUCUUUCUUUCUGAACUCGACCAAAAAGCCAAGUCCUUCUACCUCACUCGAGAUGCCUUCCUCAAACCCAAUUCAUUCAGGGAAACAGAAGCCUGGAACGUCUACGAACAGGAUCCCAUCAGACAACUCAUCCAGAGUCCUUCGGGCUCUAAACAGAUCAUCAAAGCCUUCGCCGAGGCUAACUUGGCUAGUCCAACUAGACAGCUUCCGAAGUCAGAAAUGGAACAACUCUUGAACGAAAUCCGAGUGCCCCAAGUGUCGAAGGAGAAUGUACUAUCGAGCGAGUUCCCGAACUUUGACGAAAGACUGUAUGGGCUAUUUCAUCGGCCACUAGAGCGAGCAGACUCGCGAUUAAAGGGGACCUCAUUCGAGACUCUGAGCCCGGAGACCCGAGACAAGCUGAACGAGGUCGUCGAGGAAUUCUACGUCCGGCGCGAAACCUUGGAGGCCAAAGCGCUCAAGAUCAAGAUCCUUGGAGCACGGAUCGAGCAGACUGAGAAGACCCAGUUGGCGCCCGAAAUCCCGUAUCUCUCUAGAAUCCUUCGUUCUAUACUCUGGCCGGGAAUCGAGCUCUAGUAGUGCAUUCAUUCUUUCACUCUACCUCUCCUUUUCUGUUAUAGACUGUGAGUUGACGGACUCCAAAGACAAAAGGAGACGCUUCC
Puccinia graminis f. sp. tritici CRL 75-36-700-3 is the source of this 2312-nucleotide messenger RNA. RefSeq lists its product as uncharacterized. Bases 1 to 2226 code for a protein of 741 amino acids. NCBI's taxonomy places the organism in Eukaryota, Fungi, Basidiomycota, Pucciniomycetes, Pucciniales, Pucciniaceae. The transcript is spliced from 6 exons. The record is from RefSeq and is a predicted model, not a curated record.